CACUACCAGCAACCAAUGGCACGCUUUUUCCGUUCCUGGCCUAACCUUAGUAUAUUAAAGAACCUUGGUAUUGCAAUGUCCGAAAACGGUGGUGUUGAGUUCGUAAGAGAAAUAGAAGUUAAUUGCUGUAAUCAGGAAUUGAAAUUUUCGCAGCGUUAUGUGGGAGAUGUGGGCUGCGUCGUAUGGGAUGCCGGUAUUGUUUUGGGGAAGUAUUUGGAUCUCAUGCAAAAAACUAACAAUUUCUUGAAUGGUAAAUUAGUAAUAGAUAUAGGCUCCGGAACUGGUGUCGCGGGAUUAUUUGCAGCUGCUCUUGGAGCCAAUGCCAUCUUGACUGAUUUGCCUGAACUGCUACCUUUGUUGGAAAAAAAUAUUGCAAUUAAUGAAGCAGUACUUAAAGGUUCAGCAUCUGCAGCUGUGUUAGUUUGGGGAGAAAAUGAACGUAAAUUUCCCACUCCUGAUAUCAUCCUAGUAUCGGACUGUAUUUAUUACGAUAUGUCAGUGGAAAAACUUGUGCCAACUUUAGUUGAAUUAUCCGGACCUGAUACAGAGAUAUUUAUUUCUUAUGAAGACAGAAUAAUAGGAAACAAACAAGAACUCUUGAAAUUUUUUUUACGUGCACUACAAGAAUCAUUUGAAAUUGUUAUAAUACCUUCUGCUAAUCAUCAUCCAGAAUUUCAAAGUUCUGAUAUUCAUCUGCUGAAAUGCAAGAAAAAGAAUAUGGAUCCAAGCUGAAAUAUCUCUGAAGCCUAAUCAAUAUUCUGUGUAUAAGCAUAAUUAGAUAACAUAUCUGUAUCAUUGUAUUUUUAUACAAGUUGAUUUUAUGCCUAAUCCAAAAUUUUUUAUAUAUCAGCAAUAAAAGUUAUUUUGUGUCUA
Stegodyphus dumicola is the source of this 873-nucleotide messenger RNA. Its product is annotated as protein-lysine methyltransferase METTL21D-like. Lineage: Eukaryota; Metazoa; Arthropoda; Arachnida; Araneae; Eresidae. The record is from RefSeq and is a predicted model, not a curated record.